Messenger RNA from Phragmites australis (common reed), 1572 nucleotides. RefSeq lists its product as uncharacterized. The record is from RefSeq and is a predicted model, not a curated record. The transcript is spliced from 4 exons. Bases 1 to 1572 code for a protein of 523 amino acids. NCBI's taxonomy places the organism in Eukaryota, Viridiplantae, Streptophyta, Magnoliopsida, Poales, Poaceae.
AUGGAGGGUGGCCAGGGCAGCCAAUCAUCGGGCACGGAGUCUGAAACGGAGUUCAGGUCUAGGGCAUGGGAGCCCAAGGACCAGGGCCCGGCCGGCAGCGCAACAGCUGGCGCUCGAACCGACCCGACGCCAGAGGCAGGCUCCAAAGCGGCCCCUCAACGGCCCGAGGGCCAGAGCGCUCCACCGAAGAGGAGGAAGGCGGAGCCCGAACCGAAGCCGCAGGGCCCCAGCUUCAAAAUCCCCCAGUCCUGGCCGCUCAAGGACCCAGCAGGAGGCCAGAGGCAGCCAGAGGAGCCGAGGCUAGUUCCCGCUCCUGGGUCGAGCGCGCUAGCAGGCCCGGAGCCGAGGUCGCCAUCCUGCCCUGAGCCAAGGGCAGCGACCGCUCCCGAGCAGCCAGCGCCGCCCGAGCCCGCCCCGAGCAUUCCGAGGGCGGAACGAGUGGCCGCGGUGGAGGUGGUUGUGGCGAGGGUGGCGCCGGCGCGGCAGCCGUCGGGUACCCCGAGCGCCUCUACGGAGAGGGCUCGUAGGGGACCCAGCCCCCGGCCACCAUCAAGCCAAGCCCCGAAACCCCUCUCGGAUGUGCUCGGAAGCGCCCAGGAGGUUAUCGAGUGGCUUGAAGUGGCCGUGACGGCGGAGCAAGCCGAGCUCAACAAGGAGCGUGCCGCCCUCGUUGAAGAGAGGGGGCGGCUAGAAGAUGUCGGCAAGCUUUUGGAGGCCCGUAUCGCCUCAGCCUGCGCAACCCACGAGAAGUCAAUGCGUGCGGUGGCCGAGGAGCGGGAGGCGUUGGAGGAGACGCGCAACGAGGUUGUCGCCGCGCAGGAGAAAGCCAGCCAGGCGGUCGGCAAGUACGAGAAGGCCGUGCAGUUUGCCCAGGUGGACUUAGCCCGCCGGAACGACGAGUUCGAGCGUGGCCGUGCCGAAGUCCUUCAUCAGGAGGAGGAGGUCGCGGUCCGCGAGACCGACGUCGAGAUAACGACGACGGCUCGGGAUGCCCGGGAGGAGCAGAUUGCACGACGCGAGGCGAAGGCCGCCUUGGCAUCGUCGGCCGUUACUGCCCGGGAGGAGCUGGCCGCUCGAGAGCAGGCCGUCGCUGCCUGGGCCGAGCAGUUGAAGCGGGCGCAAGCCGAGGCCCCGGCCACCAGAGGCAUCCCCGCCAGCGCAGCCGACGAUGUCAGCCUCGAGGACCGGCUGCAGAUCGCGAAGGAUGAGCUCGAGACCGUCAUUGCCGAGCGGACCAACGUGAAGCUGAUGAUGCGAGACAUGCUUCAUCAGGCGCGGAAGUCCGUGAAGGCAGCCAGGCUCGGGCACGUAAACGUGGGCGAGCAGGGGCUGGACAAAGAGACGAUGGGCCACAUCGCCCUCAGUUUCGAGGACAUUGCCCGGCGCCUCAAGGCUCUUCCGGAGGCUGUGCAGGAGCUGGGAGUGGUCGAGGCCGAGGAAACGGCCGCCCGAGAAGCCGUUCAGGACAUUGCCGCUGAGGUGGCGGCGUGCUUUAUGCGGGAGCCGACGCUAGAACCGAGCAGCAGCGGAAGUAGCGAUGCAUCCUCGCCCCCGUCGAAGCCUGCAGAUUAG